AUGCCCCUCACAGUCCUCACGGACGCGGAUGUCCAGGAGAUAUUGCAUUCUCUGACGAAGGAGGAUGUCGACGAACUGCAGUCUAAUCUCGCCGAAGCGCUGCAUUCAUACUCAACUGGCGAUACGAACUCUCCCUGUUGCGCAUCGUUUCAGCCUCACCGGACCGUGAUCAAGAAGAAUGGAAUCACUACCCUUUUUAUGCCUGCUUCUACAGGAACUUCGGUCGGGAUGAAGAUCGUGUCAUUAGAGCAGCCGGCGUCUUCGAGCAAGAAGUCUUCCGUGUCUUCUAGCGUAUCAGAAGGCCUGUCAGGUACGCCGGCUGGGAGUAUGUCCGGGGCCUCCAUAAGGUCCGCUACCAAUGAUUUGGGCUCAAUGACCCUGUCGCCUGCAUCUACCAUGUCGUCUGGCCGGGACUCAAUCGAUGGCUCCUCCUUCCAACCACCAGGAUCCGUGGCCAGUUCUCAGAGCACCACCCCCAAAGGAUCUGUCACCCUCCUCGACAGAACCGGCAAUCCUCUGGGCAUUGUAAAUGCUGAGGAGCUCACCGCAUUUCGAACAGCACUAGCUUCCACUGUGAUGCUGAAAAGGCGACAGAAUGUCCAUACGGUGACUGUUUUCGGAGCGGGAAAGCAAGCGUACUGGCACGUAAGACUGGCACUGAUACUGAGAGGAGACGAGAUCCACCACGUCAAUAUCAUCAAUCGAAGCUUUGAGAGAUCCAUCAAGUUGAUGAAGGCGUUCCAGAUGACGCAAGAAGACCGGGUUCAGUGGCGGAAGGACAUCAAAUUCUCCGCCAUGAGCCCGGAGUUCGGAGAAUACGGACGUCUGCUGAAGGAGGAGGUGCGGAAGGCCGACGUCAUUUUCUGCUGCACGCCAUCAACGGAACCGCUGUUCCCGGCGGAAUUCCUCACAUCGCGUGAAGGACGAAGGAAGGGGAGGUAUAUCGCGGCCAUCGGGUCCUACGCUCCACACAUGGUCGAAAUCCACCCGGAUAUCCUCAAAGUGGCUGUCGAGCCAGACCAUGGCGGACACCACCACCAUAAACAUGCCAGGCAAGGUGGAGUGAUCAUUGUUGACAGCCUCGAAUCUUGCCUGAAGGAGGCAGGCGAGGUGAUCAAGGCCAAAUUAAAACCUGAGCACCUUGUCGAGGUUGGAGAGCUUAUGAUGAUCAAGAAGGCUGCAACAAAGGAAAUCGAGCUUGGAGGGCCCGGAGAGCAAGGACUUCUUGACUGGCUUACCAAGGGCAACGUUAUCUACAAGAGCGUGGGAAUGGGCCUCAUGGAUCUGGUUGUCGCUGGAGACCUGAUCAGAUUAGCGAAAAGCAGAGACGUAGGUGUCACGAUUGAAGACUUCUGA
This is a messenger RNA of Cladophialophora yegresii CBS 114405, 1356 nucleotides long. RefSeq lists its product as uncharacterized. The record is from RefSeq and is a predicted model, not a curated record. The transcript has 2 exons. Bases 1 to 1356 code for a protein of 451 amino acids. NCBI's taxonomy places the organism in Eukaryota, Fungi, Ascomycota, Eurotiomycetes, Chaetothyriales, Herpotrichiellaceae. Gene Ontology annotation, cellular component: cytoplasm.